This is a messenger RNA of Cryptococcus deneoformans JEC21, 1962 nucleotides long. Its product is annotated as glucose transporter, putative. The transcript is spliced from 13 exons. Gene Ontology annotation, cellular component: membrane. Gene Ontology annotation, molecular function: carbohydrate:proton symporter activity. Bases 276 to 1853 code for a protein of 525 amino acids. Lineage: Eukaryota; Fungi; Basidiomycota; Tremellomycetes; Tremellales; Cryptococcaceae. The record is from RefSeq and is a predicted model, not a curated record. Gene Ontology annotation, biological process: carbohydrate transport; transmembrane transport.
CAGCUCUGGAACUACAGUUCGAACAUCAGAAAGCGUCCGCACUUUCCAGCCGCCAGAUGAGAAGAAGAAGAGCGCGUGAUUUGGGAGGGAGGGGAGCUGCCGUACCUUGCCUUUCAUGAUGGUUCAAUCAAUCGGACCCCCCCCCAAAGCAGUAAGGUGGCUUCUCGUAUAUAAAUGUGUGGCCUUCUCAGACUUGGUUGCCUCCUCUUCUCUAUAUCAGUUCCCUUUACCACCAUUGCAGCUUAUUAAGUCGUCGGGGUACCUCAAAAACGACCAUGUUACCCCCAAAGAUCUACACCUUCCUAUGUGGCUGCUUCGCCGCCAUGGGCGCGAUGCUCUAUGGUUAUGAUCUGGGUGUCAUCUCUUACGUUCUGGUAGCGCCGGAUUUCCUCAAGACCAUGGAUACCACAGACGAGAAUUAUAUCGGCUUCAUAACUUCCUCUAUGCUGCUCGGUGCCUUCGUCGGUAGUAUCCCCGCUUCUUUGAUUGCAGAUGCUUUCAGCAGAAGAAUGGCUAUCACCGUAGCAGGUGUGGUCUUCAUCAUCGGUGGUAUCUUGCAGACGGCAGCUCCAAACAAGGAGGCUAUGUUUGCUGGGCGAUUCUUUGCUGGUAUUGGUAUCGGCAUGCUGGGACUGUUGACGCCUUUGUACCAAUCCGAGAUCGCUCAUCCUUCGGCUCGUGGUAUGCUUACAGCAACCUUCCAAUUCUUUCUCGGUAUCGGCUCUUUCAUAGCAGGAUGGAUCGCGUAUGGUGUUGCGCAGACUCACUUUGAGUCGCCCAUGGCGUGGAGGCUUCCGCUUGGAUUCCAAAUGCUCCCCGCGGUCCCACUCAUCUUCUUGACUUUCCUCUUACCCGAAUCUCCUCGAUGGUUGAUCAUCAAAGGCCACGACGAAAAGGCCCUCAGGAGUCUUGCUCGUCUGCAUGCAAAGGGUGACGAGAGCGAUCCAUUCGUGCUGGGGGAGUUUGCCGCUAUCAAAAACAAAGUCGAUGCCGAAGCCGUUAUGCAACAGUCUUGGAGACUUAUCUUCAACUUUGAAGACCGGACAAACAUGAGAAAGGUGCUGUAUGGUAUUAUCCUACAAUUCUCCGUUCAAAUGACUGGUGUGUCGGCUAUCCAAUACUAUGCCCCCACGGUGUACGCCUCAGUCGGGUUCUCAACCAAUACUUCUCUCUUGAUUAAUUCCAUCAACUCUGUCAACGCUCUCAUCGCCCAGUUCUGCUGUAUUCUCUUUGUUGACAAGAUUGGGCGUCGAUUCCCUUUGAUCUUUGGAAAUAUCUUAUCAGGAACCUGUUUCGCUGUCGCUACUGCAUUGGCAAAGCAGUUCGCGGAUGGACGUGGCAGCAGAGGCCAAGGUAUCGGUUUCGUCGUCGUGCUCUACGUAUACAACUUCUUCUUUUCUGCCUGUAUCGGUCCUCUCUCUUGGAUCUACCCGGUUGAAAUCAUGAACACUGCUAUUCGAGCCAAAGCGACGGCAAUGGUAAACAUGGCUGCUUGGAUCUCGAACUUUAUGAUUGGUCAAGUCUCUCCCAAGGCUUUCGCCAACAUCGGCUGGAGAUAUUACCUGGUUUUCUGCAUCUGUUCCUUUACCAACGCCAUCACCUUCUACCUUUUCUUCCCUGAAACCCGAGGCCGAACGCUGGAGGAAAUGGACAACUACUUUAGGCAGAUGAACCUCAUCGUGCCGUUGACGAAGGAUGUACAGAAGAUCUCGGCGCAUGAGCGAGAGGCGCAGCUUGUGGAGCAAGGUGUCAUUCAACAAGAGGUGGGCAUGCAACAAGAGGUGGACGAGAAGGAUGAGAAGAAUGAAAAAAAGGAUGAGAAGAAGGAGAUUGAGCAUCAGGAGGUGGUAUAGGGGAUCAAGCCGGCGGUUUGAGCAGGCUUUUGAGGAUAGGAGUUGUCCGCGGGUUAUUUGUUUUUUGAUCUGUAUUCGAAGGUUCUUUGAAGGGUUUAUGUAUGCGAUG